Molecule: messenger RNA, 1011 nt
Organism: Micromonas commoda
Lineage: Eukaryota; Viridiplantae; Chlorophyta; Mamiellophyceae; Mamiellales; Mamiellaceae
Exons: 1
Coding region: 1-1011 (336 amino acids)
Molecular function (GO): sphingosine-1-phosphate phosphatase activity
Source: RefSeq, a predicted model, not a curated record
AUGUCGUGUCGUUGUCGUGCUCUCCGGCACCUUGUCGGGCCGCGAGUGAGGAGGAAGAUGCCCCGCCGAGCCGCGGUGCGCUGCGAGAUCAUCGAGGAUCGCCGCGGCGAGACGGAGGAGAAGGACGAGGCGCGGAUUCCCGAGGACCGCUCAUCGCCGCGGGCGGUCCGCGGACCCAAAGUCACCACCACCGCCCCAUCCACCUCCUCCACCUCGGAGGCGCGCGCGACGCUCGACAUCGGGCGCCCUUCCGUCGCGCUCGCCGCGCUCGCCGAGUUCUCCGUCCUGGCGGCGGACCAGGCCUCGGGCGGACGGAUCUUCCCCGCGUUCGUCGACGCGAACGUCCACGACCUCGUGCUCGCGACGACGCCGCUCGAGAUCAGGGAGGACGUCUUCGCGCACCUCGUCUCGGAUCCUCUCCCGGAGGCGGCGCUCCUCCUCCUGUGCGCCUCGUCCGCCGUCUGCCUGACGACGACGAGGAGACCCACCACGGGGCGGGACGAUGCAUCCGGUGGGAGGGACGACGAGGACGACGACGACGGGGCCCGGGACGAUGUCGUUCGGCGCGUCGCCGCGUCGUUCGCCAGCUGUGUCCUCGCCGCGCCCCUCGUGGAAUCCGCGCUAAAGCCGUUUUUCCACAGAGCGAGGCCCCUACCAAACGCGUCGACGUUCAGCUUCCCCAGCGGGCACUCCCUCGGGUGCGCGGUGGCGGUGGGACUGUGGCUGUUCGUGAUGCUCGAUCCGACGUGGAGGGCGAUCCGACGUGGACGAGCGCGUGGGGGGACGACACGUGGCGAACUCGAGGAGGCGCCCGUGUCUCGCGAGGCUCGAGCGCUCGCGUGGUUUUUCUGCGUCUACGCCACCGCGAGCGGCCGGAUCUUCGCGGACAGACACUGGCUCAGCGACACGAUGGCGGGGGCGGCGCUGGGGGUGUUUAUGGUGUCGUGCGUCGUGGGGUUCGUCGAUCGGGGCAAGAGGCGGGGGAGCGAACGGCGCGGACCGUCAUCUUAG